AUGUCUGAUUCAACCGCUUCUGAGUUUGCUGCUGCAGAAAAAAAAGAAACUGUUACUCCCGUUUCCAAUGAACCCGUUAUUCUAGGUGAAGAUGGAAAACCAUUAAGCAAAAAAGCUUUAAAAAAGUUGGCUAAAGAACAAGAGAAAUUGAAGAAAAAGCAAGAACGUGCCAAACAAUUGGAAGAGGAAAAAAAACAACGUGAAUUGCAAGACGCAUUGAGCGAUUAUGCUAAGGAAAAUUAUGGCAAAUCUCCAUUGAUCCAAUCAACUACCAAAUCAGGUUUAAAAAGAUGGAAGUUUUCUGAAUUGAAAGAAGGAGCCAAUGCUCCUGGUGUCCACGAUGGCCAAGAAAUUGUUUUUAGAGCUAGAGUUCAAACCACCCGUCAGCAAGGUUCUACUCUAACAUUUUUAACUUUUAGACAGCAACAAGAAUUAAUCCAAGGUUUAGUCAAAGUCGAUAAAACCAACGUUUCCAAACAAAUGGUUAAAUGGUGUGCCAAUAUUAAUGGAGAAAGUAUUGUUGUAGUUCACGGUCUAGUUAAGAAAGUUAGUGGUGAGCCAAUUAAAUCCUGUACCAUCCAAGAUUUAGAAAUUCAUAUUUCCAAAAUUUUUACCAUCAGUGAGACUCCAGAAAAGUUGCCUAUUUUAAUUGAGGAUGCUUCUAGAUCUGAAGAAGAAGCUGAGAAAUUGGGAUUGCCUGUGGUUAAUUUAGAUACAAGAUUGGAUGCCCGUGUUAUUGAUUUAAGAACAGUUACUAAUCAAGCUAUUUUUAGGAUUCAAAGUGGUGUUUGCAAGUUGUUUAGAGAGUUUUUGGACAAUAAAGGUUUUAUUGAGAUUCACACACCUAAGUUAUUAGCAGCCGCUAGUGAAGGUGGUGCCAAUGUUUUUGAAGUUGGCUAUUUUAAUAGAAAAGCUUAUUUGGCUCAGUCACCACAGUUUUAUAAACAACAAUGUAUUGCAGCUGAUUACGAAAAAGUUUAUGAAGUUUCUCCUGUUUUUAGAGCUGAAAAUUCAAACACACAUCGUCAUAUGACUGAAUUUACUGGAUUGGAUUUAGAAAUGGCUAUUGAAGAACAUUACGAUGAAGUUAUUGAUACUUUGAUGGAAUUAUUUGUCUUCAUUUUCAGUAAUUUGAAAACGCGUUACGCCUCUGAAAUUGAAUUGGUUCGUAAACAAUACCCAAUGGAAGACUUUAAGUUACCUAAAGAUGGCAAGAUGGUUAGAUUACACUACAAAGAAGCCAUCAGAUUAUUGAGGGAAGAGGGUGGUAAGACCGAUUUGGGUGAUUACGAGGAUUUAAAUACAGAAUGUGAAAAAUUAUUGGGUAAGAUUGUUAGAGAGAAAUAUGAUACUGAUUUCUAUGUUUUGGACAAAUUUCCAUUGGCUAUCAGACCAUUUUACACUAUGCCCGAUCCAGAGGACUCUCAUUAUUCUAACUCUUAUGAUUUCUUUAUGAGAGGUGAGGAAAUUUUAAGUGGUGCACAAAGAAUUCAUGAUCCAGAAUUAUUAAGGAAAAGAAUGGAAGCUCAUGGCGUUUCACCAGAUUCCCCAGGUGCUAAAGAUUAUGUAGAAAGUUUUACUUAUGGAUGUCCAGCUCAUGGUGGGGGUGGUAUUGGUUUGGAAAGAGUUGUUAUGUUUUACUUGGAUUUGAAAAACAUCAGAAGAGCCUCUAUGUUCCCAAGAGAUCCAAAAAGAUUAAGACCAUAG
Saccharomycodes ludwigii is the source of this 1707-nucleotide messenger RNA. RefSeq names its product aspartate--tRNA ligase DPS1 (gene DPS1). Gene Ontology annotation, cellular component: aminoacyl-tRNA synthetase multienzyme complex; cytosol; cytoplasm. Bases 1 to 1707 code for a protein of 568 amino acids. The record is from RefSeq and is a predicted model, not a curated record. Gene Ontology annotation, molecular function: RNA binding; ATP binding; aspartate-tRNA ligase activity. The transcript has a single exon. Gene Ontology annotation, biological process: aspartyl-tRNA aminoacylation. Lineage: Eukaryota; Fungi; Ascomycota; Saccharomycetes; Saccharomycodales; Saccharomycodaceae.